Messenger RNA from Penicillium bovifimosum, 822 nucleotides. RefSeq lists its product as uncharacterized. The transcript has a single exon. Lineage: Eukaryota; Fungi; Ascomycota; Eurotiomycetes; Eurotiales; Aspergillaceae. The coding region runs from base 1 to 822 and encodes 273 amino acids. The record is from RefSeq and is a predicted model, not a curated record.
AUGAUCGGACUACUCGCUAUCACCUCAAUCCCGGUGGUGACAGGUGUAUCACUCGCAUCCAGCGAGCAACGCAAAGCAAACCAGCGCAAGGAAGACGCCCGUCGCAUGGUGAAGUUCAACAUCGAAGCAGAAUGUCUCGGGGAUACAGAUGAUGACCGUGAAUUAAAUGGGAUGACCGUUGUGGUGAGAGAUGAAAAGGUAAGAAUAGACACCCGAAGAGCACCGAGAAUUCGAAUCGAAAAGGAGAUACAACUCCUCUCACUAUUCGAAACUCAAGCUGAUAUCUUCGCCCGUUCCCAGGUCUACCUCGCCGACAAAGAUCCCUCCAAACGCUCCCCUCCAGCUUUCACAGCCUUAGCCUUCUACAUCGAAUACCCAGAACCAGAGGAAUUGAAAUAUCUCAAGCGCGAGCGCGGUCUCGGCCUCCCGACUUAUGUGCAGGACAACCCGCCGCUGCUCAAUUGGAUAUAUGCGGAUAAGGAAACGCAUGAGUUGCGGUACGGAAACCGGUCGCAGAGCGUGGAGCAGGUGGUUGAGCCAUGGGAUUGGUCUAAGGAUGAGAAAACUAUUUUGCUUGAGGGGAAGGACGCUUUCUUUGCGAUUGAGGAAGAGGAGGGUGAAUGGGCGCUCUAUUAUGAUCGGGAUGGCGAUGAACUUGCUCGCGUUCUUGAAGAGCAGGGCUUGUUGGAUUGUGCUUUUGUGCCAGUUACUUUGGUGAGGAAGAUUGUGGAGGAGAAACCACCGCCGCCUCCUACUGCUCAGGCUGCUCCUCGGGGUCAGGGUCAGGGCCAAAAGCAAACGGAUGGAGCGGGACAAAAAUAA